This is a messenger RNA of Malaya genurostris, 1587 nucleotides long. RefSeq lists its product as uncharacterized. Lineage: Eukaryota; Metazoa; Arthropoda; Insecta; Diptera; Culicidae. The record is from RefSeq and is a predicted model, not a curated record. The coding region runs from base 697 to 1587 and encodes 296 amino acids. The transcript is spliced from 3 exons.
CAACCCUAUCGCGCGGUACCACCCGGUACUCCGCAAACCGCUAGGCUCUCACUUGACUGUAUAGCUGUCGUAGUGAGAUGCUGGAGAUGCGUAUAUAUGUGAAUAAUUGCGGUUGUCAAUUUCCGUCAGAUAGUAUCCGUCCAGAGUAUAAGUAGUAUACGUCCAGUAAUGUAUAAUUUCGGAUACGCUGUCAGUAUGUACCAUUUUAACGUGUUCGGUAAUAAAUAAGUUUUAGAGUCGUUAUCGUUCGUGUUAAUUAUUUUCUUUGUACUGAUGACCCGCAUCUAGUACCGGGGUCGUCCAGAUACAAAAGUGGCGACGAGUAUUCGCGUGUGUAGUUAGUUUUCUUGUACCGAAUAGAAAACCUAACCAAACAUUUCGUCUCCCACGCGGAAGAAACGAAAGUGGAGUGAGAUGGCUGAUAACGGUAAUGAUCAGAACGGACAGAAUGGUGUUGACCCCCCGGAAGAGUUAAAUCAGCGACAGCAGUUGAACCUGCCGAUUAAUACCGCGCCGGCGGCCCGUUAACAGCAGCAAAUUUUUGCUCCCGUUGUGACGUCACAUCAACAGCAGCAGCCGUUCAUUCCAGUGUCUGUUUCGCAGCAGCAGCAAUUGCCAACCAUUCCACCUCAUCAAUCACAAUCACAGGCUAGUGGAAAUAUGAUGAUGCAAAUAAUGCAGAUGAUGUAGCAGACGAUGGCACAAAGUCCGCUUCAACACCAGCAGUUAAUGGCUCAGCUGGUACACCGACAGCAACAAUCUGAUGAGCAGCAACAACAGUCCCUUCGCAGUAUCGCAUCGUCGAUUAACGUUCAAGUGCCACCAAAUCCGGAACAGUUACUUGAUUCUUUGGCCAGCAACAUUAAGGAAUUCCGGUACGAUGCUGAAAAUAAUGGAACCUUUGCAGUGUGGGACUCCAGAUACGAUGAUCUUUUCGAGAAGGAUGCUGCUAGAUUAGACGACGAAGCAAAAGUUCGUUUGCUUAGGCGAAAGUUGGGUUUAGCAGAGCAUGAGAGGUACGUGAGUUACAUUUUACCCAAACUGCCAAAAGAUUUCAGCUUCGUCCAGACAGUGAACAAGCUUAAGAGUCUGUUUGGAGCGAAAGAAUCGGUUAUUAGUCGCCGUUACCGAUGUCUGCAAAUAACGAAGAAUCCUACUGAGGAUCACGUAGCAUUUGCCUGCCGUGUAAACAAAGCUUGUGUGGAGUUUGAGCUGGGAAGGCUUAGCGAGGAGCAGUUCAAAUGCUUGGUGUAUGUGUGUGGACUGAAAUCCGAGAGUGAUGUCGAGAUACGUACCCGUCUCCUCGCCAAAAUCGAAGACAGUAAUGACGUUACUUGGAGCAGCUCUCAGAAGAGUACUCCGUACGGUCAGGUACAAUCAAUUAGAAAGUUUGGUGGAAAGCGGUUCGGCAAGCGUGACCGAGAGCAAUCAAAACGUUAUUCUUCUAAUGCCGUCAAGAAGCCAAGUUACCCGUGUUGGCUUUGUGGUUCGUUACACUACAGUCAGGAUUGCAGUUAUAAAAAUCACAAAUGUUCCGAUUGUGGUUCUUUUGGACAUCAUGAAGGAUACUGCGAUAGCACAGACUAA